AUGGAGCGUAAAAUAAACAGAAGAGAAAAAGAAAAGGAGUAUGAAGGGAAACACAACAGCCUGGAAGACGCUGACCAGGGAAAGAACUGCAAAUCCACCCUGAUGACCCUCAACGUUGGUGGAUACUUAUACAUUACUCAGAAACAAACACUGACCAAGUACCCAGACACUUUCCUUGAAGGUAUAGUAAAUGGAAAAAUCCUCUGCCCAUUUGAUGCCGAUGGUCAUUAUUUCAUAGACAGGGAUGGGCUCCUCUUCAGGCAUGUUCUAAACUUCCUACGAAAUGGAGAACUUCUACUGCCAGAAGGGUUUCGAGAAAAUCAACUUCUCGCACAAGAAGCAGAAUUCUUUCAGCUCAAGGGACUGGCGGAGGAAGUGAAGUCCAGGUGGGAAAAAGAACAGCUAACACCCAGGGAGACUACUUUCUUGGAAAUAACAGAUAACCAUGAUCGCUCACAAGGACUGAGAAUCUUCUGUAAUGCUCCUGAUUUUAUAUCAAAAAUAAAAUCUCGCAUUGUUCUGGUGUCCAAAAGCAGGCUGGAUGGCUUUCCAGAGGAGUUUUCAAUAUCGUCAAACAUCAUUCAAUUUAAAUACUUCAUAAAGUCUGAAAAUGGCACUCGACUUGUACUGAAGGAAGACAACACCUUUGUCUGCACCUUGGAAACUCUUAAGUUCGAGGCCAUAAUGAUGGCCUUAAAGUGUGGUUUUAGACUGCUGACCAGCCUGGAUUGCUCCAAAGGGUCGAUCGUUCACAGCGAUGCACUUCAUUUUAUCAAGUAAUUACCUGUGUCACGAACAAAGGCAACAAGCAUGCAGCCAGCAAGCUUCGGAAAACCACAGCAUCAAAGGCAUCCCAAAUAGCGUGCCCAGCUAGCUCUGUACUCAGAGACCUGCUGCUAAUCAAUUACUGUGAGCUAACGGUAUGUAAAUCCUAUUGCUAAAGAUGUCCUUCUCUAGGGUGUUCCUGUUGAUCAGACUCGUACACUUGAAGCGAAAACAGUGAUCUUCUACAUAUUGUAAAUAAAGACGGAAUGCUUUUGCUAUUUAUUUUUCCUUAAGCUGUCUUUCAAUCAGAAUGUCUUGAGUAUUUGCACAAUGAACAAGCAUGUACAGUAUCUAUCGUUCUUUCAAGUAAAUGGUAAUAAAAUAUUUUAAGGGACUGUAAGAUUUUAAAUCCUCUCUACUUAUGGCAAAAAUCUACAAAGAAACUGAACUGGUAAAAUUAACCAUUGAGAGCAAGACAGAUGUGCAGAUCUACUAAAACAGAGCUGUGGUGAAACAAAA
This is a messenger RNA of Balaenoptera acutorostrata (minke whale), 1284 nucleotides long. RefSeq names its product potassium channel tetramerization domain containing 4 (gene KCTD4). The transcript has a single exon. Gene Ontology annotation, biological process: protein homooligomerization. The record is from RefSeq and is a predicted model, not a curated record. NCBI's taxonomy places the organism in Eukaryota, Metazoa, Chordata, Mammalia, Artiodactyla, Balaenopteridae. Gene Ontology annotation, molecular function: protein binding. Bases 1 to 780 code for a protein of 259 amino acids.